Molecule: messenger RNA, 6323 nt
Organism: Vespa velutina
Lineage: Eukaryota; Metazoa; Arthropoda; Insecta; Hymenoptera; Vespidae
Gene: Vps24
Product: charged multivesicular body protein 3
Exons: 4
Coding region: 358-5466 (1702 amino acids)
Biological process (GO): protein transport; endosome transport via multivesicular body sorting pathway; late endosome to vacuole transport
Cellular component (GO): multivesicular body; ESCRT III complex
Source: RefSeq, a predicted model, not a curated record
UAACAAUUUAUAUAAAUAAUAAGAAAACCUUGUCUUGUUUGAAACAAAUGACAUGAAUUUAUGUUUCGUAAUAUUAUUAAUCAAACAUUUCGAUUGCAUAAUUAUGCAACGAUGGCAAAUAUAUGAAACCUUCAUCAAAAAUUGCUUUUAAGAAAAAAAUACGACGUUAAAGAGAAUAGUGAUCGCGUAUAUUUGGUUGCAGUUCCAUACAAAACGAUUAUUAUUGAACAUAAAUUUUUAUUAAAACCUUUAAAAGAUAAUAGUUACACAAGUAAUACGUAACAUGAAUUUAAUGAAUAUUAGAUGGUUCGUUAGAAAUAUUACAGUUUAACAAGAUUUAUUAUUCAAUCGAUAAAAAUGUAUAAAAUAAUAAUAAUUUAUUUAUUGUGUGCCAUCGGUAUUAUUAGUUCAGAACAACCAGACAAUAUUUUCGAGAAUGUCAAUGAAAAGGGAUUAUCCAUCAUCGACAAAUAUUCUUCGAAUAGAAGAUUUGCAAGAGCUAAAAGAUCCUUUAUAUUUCUACUACCGAUUGAAGAGGAACACGAGAAUGUAAAUAAUGAAAUAACAGAGAAAACCCGCCAAAGUAAAACAAUGAAACGUAGAAAAUCGGCACUAUUUACUACAACGAGUAUACCAUUAACUAAAAUGUAUAAGAAUAAGGCGAUAAAAGCUGAAAAAAGUAGAGAACCGUACGUAGGUUUUAAUUUUUUGAAUGAAAUUCGUGAAAAACGUCAAAAAGAGUCAACCGACAAAAAAAAUGACGUUGAACUAUCAUCGGAAAAAAAUCUUUCCAUCGAAUCUUAUGAGACUUCUUAUCCGUCUGAUAAAAAAUAUCGUGAAAAUUCCAAAAGAUUAGUGUGCUAUUGUCAUAAAGAAAAUUGUCAGGAUUGUCAAUCGAAAAGAAAAUUGCUUAAUUCUCAUUUGAAGGAUCCAAAAAAUAAAGGGAAAGGUGAUAAAUAUCGAAAAAUUAAUUCAAACGAUUAUAAGAUAACGGAAAUACCGUUACGUUUGUCGAAACUUUAUGAAGAAAUUCCUUAUGAUUUAAAAUCGAAUUAUGCGAAUUCCGAGAAGAUGCAAAUUUUACCAAUAAUUCAUGGAAUAUCACCUCGCGUUUAUCCGUUAACCGUACCUUUUAGAGUAACUUACGAACAAACCGAACCUCAUGUCGGUAUGAAUACACCGGUUUCUCAAGAGUAUCAACAAAAUUCAAAUAAAAAACAACAAACACUGCUUAAGCAAUAUAUUCUUACGACAAAGAAUCAAUCUGAAAUUCUUCAAAAAUCGAAUACAUCGAUUCUUAAAGACAAUAAAAGAAACAAUGAUUUCUCGACGACCAUGAAUUAUCCUGAGCACGAAGAGAGUGACCUAAAUUCAAUGAAAGAAAUCGAUGAGGAUUCGUCCGAUGCAAAUAUGUUAGAAUGUAUAAAAUUGUACGGUCGUAAAGUAUGUCUCCUCGCUGCUGCAACAGCUUGCAAAUAUUGGAAUAAAAAUAAAGAUCAGAAAGAUGAAAACGUUGGAUCGAUUCGUAAUCGGUAUGAUACUACAGAACAAUCGAGUGUAUACGAUAUUAACGAAGAUCAUUACGAUUCUACAAUCUCCGAUAUAUUAAUAGAUUCUAAGGAAAAUAAUUUUGACGAUAAUCUAAUAUAUAAAAAAGAAUCGACUGAAAAUUAUAACGAAAAUAAUCACGAUUCAACAACAUCGAAUGUAUUAAAAGAUUCUAUGGAAAAUAAUUUUGACGAUAAUCUAAUAUAUAAAAAACAAUCGACUGAAAAUUAUAACGAAGAUAAUCACGAUUCAACAACAUCGAAUGUAUUAAAAGAUUCUAUGGAAAAUAAUUUUGACCAUAAUCUAAUAUAUAAAAAACAAUCGACUGAAAAUUAUAACGAAGAUAAUCACGAUUCAACAACAUCGAAUGUAUUAAAAGAUUCUAUGGAAAAUAAUUUUGACGAUGAUCUAAUAUAUAAAAAACAAUCGACUGAAAAUUAUAACGAAGAUAAUCACGAUUCAACAACAUCGAAUGUUAUCCUAGAAACUUCAGAAUACAUCAUAACUAAUACCGACAAUUAUACAACUUCGACGGACGAUUCAUUCACAAAGCAAUCAACAACAUAUUAUACUUCCGAUGAAGAUAUAAAAAUACGAGAAUAUGCAAAUCCCACGGAUAUGUCUAUUCUUCAAGCAACACAAAAUUCACAAGAACAAGAUCAAUUAUCUACGACUCUUCUAAUUGAUUCUAACGUAAUCAAUGAUAUCGAAUAUACAACGUCAACUGCAAUAACAAAUAAUAUCAAUUUCAAUGAUUCCAUGGUUACUAAUGAAGACAAUAACUUAACCGAUACAAUUUUAAAUGACGAUAGGACACAUUAUAUAACACACUCUGAAUUAGAUUAUUCGGAUAUACAAGAAAUAACAAAUAGUUAUUUUACUUCGCAAAGCUACGAUAAGUUCGAUGAGAAUGGUUAUAAUAGCGAUCUAUUUACUUACGAUCAUCAUUUAUCUAAAAAUAAUCUGACGAAUUUAAUCGAUGAUUCACCGAACGUGGAAGCUACAAACAUUCCAGAUGUAACGAACGAUCGAGCUAACUCACAAAAUGUAUUAUCCAUUGAAAUCAAUCCGGAUUUAAUCGAAAAUCAAAUUUCAAUCAAUUCGACUGUAGAAAAUAAUCUAGAUGACGAUAAAACAAUUACAGAAGAUAACAAUGAUUCGUUAAGAAAAGAAAACAUUGAAAAUCGGGAAGAUAUAAAGGAUGAUCCAAAAAAAAAGGAAUCAGGAUUAAAAUACGACACACAAAAUUUAUCUUCGUUUACAAGUACAACAGAACAAGAACAAAUUACUAUCGAUUCAUCUUUAGGAUACACCAAGUCAUCUUUGGAUUAUGAAACGAAUAAUGUUGAUGUUUAUUCGACAGAUAUUUCAAAUCUGUGUACUUUAUCAAUCGAUAUUAAUUCACCUAUAGGAUGUACAGAAAAUGAAAAGAAAGCAACGAUCAAUGAUUACGAAAUUCCUGUUACAAUUUCUACUACAAACGAGAUAAAACUUCAAACUUCAAACCAAGACUUAACUACGACCGAAGAAACAACAACAACAACAACAACAAUAGAAAUUGCAACUGAAAAAGAAACUCAUGACAAAAUUAAUGAUUCUAUCGUUGGAUUAUCUAACGAAGGAGAAUUCGUUAAAUUAUCUGAAGAGUUUGAUACCACCUUAAAUCCGAUCACGUUCGUCGCAGAUUAUACGAAAACUGAUAACGAAAUUAAUACACUUAAGAAUAUUUUAAAAUAUGACGUUGAAUCGACUACGCCAAAUUUAUCAUUCUACGACAAUAUACAACUCGUAAAUUCUAUUAAAAAAAUAAUAAAUAAUUUCAAUUCGAACGAUAGAAAUCUUGGAGAUCCUAAGGAUUUUACAAAAAUUGCCGAUAAUGUUGAACUGUCACCAGAAAUCGUUGGAAUUCCAAAUUUACGAUCUCUCUUAUCGCUGACACCAGUUGAAAAUGUAAUCAUAAAAAAAGUGAAAGAUCACUUAUCGAAAAUAACCGGUAUACCUAAAAACGCAUUGUUCGAUGAGGAAUCGAAUAACGUGAUUAGACAAACUCUUAAAAAUACAUUGAAUCUUUUGCCGAACAUGCAAUCAGAACUUCCACCAAUGACCGUUGAGGAACAUCAAUUUCAGGGUGGACAUUGGACGACAAAUUUGGUGACUCUUCUUCCACUUACAUCGUCCGAACGAACAAAAAAACAAGACAUUUCUCGAAGAUUACAAAAUCAUAUAAAAGAUCUCAUUUAUAAUCCUGCGAUUGGUUUGGAAUCAGUUAAACAAAAUGCUGUGCAAAAUAUCAUCAUCCAAGCUACGAAACAUCAAAUGGAAAAUGCGAACGAUAUGGAUAUAGAAGAAGACACGAUUCGUGAUAUUUUAGGAAAUGUUUUACAAGAUAAUUCGUAUGAUUCAAAUCAACGUAAGACAAAAAUUAAUUCUGAAAAUAUUUCGACGAUGGAAGAUACACGUAAUUACGAUGAAACGACGACAGAAAACAUCUCUAUGAAAGAUAAUAGAUUCGAAACUUUAAAAAGUACGACCGAUAAUUCAUUAGCCAAUUCGUACUAUGACGAUUUUAUAACAGAUAAAGAAUUUCCAAAAAUGACCAUAAAUAAAAUACAACCAAAUGAUUAUUCGAAUGAUGUUCGUGAUAGCUACAUUCUUAGUACUGAAUUUUACGAAGAAAAUCUACAAAAAUAUCAAAGCACAGAAUCCAUUUAUGUUUACGAAACAACGUUCACGAGUAAUGUUGCAAACAUAAAUGAAGAAACACUUGAAAUGUCUCAACCUGAAACACAAUCGGAUCAAAGUAACAGCAAUAAAGUGAAAGCUAAUGAAUCGGAAGUACUUAGAUUAUCACAAAAUUCUAUUGUAGGAGUUGAUAAUCCUAAAAUUAAUGAGACUGGUUCGGCUAAUGAAGGAUUCUUGGAAGAAAAAGAGAAACGUCGUCUUUGUAAGAUAGAAAAUUGUACCAGUGAACAUGAAAUUGUUACUAAGUUUAACGAAAGGGUUAAAACAACAAAAGGGGUAAAAUCAAAGGGAAUGGAGGAUGCUUCUUCUUUCGAAAGAAAUCCGAUAAUUUCGAAAGCUCCUGAAGUGGACGACAUUACGAGUAAUUUUGAAACGAAUGAAAAUAUAGAAGAUAUUAACGAGAAUGACGAUGAUAAUACAAAGAUUUAUAAAAAUUUAAAUCAUCAAGAUUACGAUUCUGAAGAAGAUGUCAUUUACAAGGAAGAAGCUUUUAAAACGAAAACGAAUGAUAUCGACAAUGACAAAAACAAUUUGUGGGAUUUGCAAAAUUCAGAAUUGUAUUACGUAGGAGACAAUGUGAAAUUUCCAUUGGAAAUUAAAAAACUGAAAGAUGGUUCGUAUAUCUUAUUGAUCUCGAGAAAGAUAUGCGAGAAUGUUUUAAAAAAUAAUUGUCCAUGUUGUGUACCACUUGAAGGAAAUGUACGUUUAAUAAAAAGAAGUACCGAAGAAAUCAGCAAUGAUAAUAAUGAUAAUAAAACUUUCGAUAAGAAAAAUAAUCAAUAUUCUGAACAAAGGUCGAAAAUCAUGAAAUCAAAUCCAUUGAGACAACGAACACCUAGAUCGAUGAUAUUAAAUAAAAAAUUAGACGAUUCGGAUGAGAAUAAUUCGGAAAUUUUAACGAUGCCCGUUAUAGCUUUUGCUAAGAAAUAUAAUUUAAAAUUAAAUCUUGAUGAUACAGAGAUAGAUGACGUCAAAGAAGCAAAAAAUACUUAUUGCGAUGAAAAUGAUAAAAUUAAAAGAAACAAUCCUAUUUUUCAAAGGAUGAAAUUCGUUAAGAGAAUGCAAAACAAUUAUGAACCUUAUAGACAACAACGUGCGAUUAAACAAAAUUCAAACAGUAGUACGGAAAUAUUAAAAAAUGUAAUAAAUUGGUUAAGAACGUUAUUUGUCAAUUGAAUAACGUCUCCAUAUAAAUAUAUAGUAUAAAUAAAUUAUAUAUCCUUCUUUUUUAAUAUUUUUAAAAGAAUAAUAAAAUAAGAAAAAAAAAAAAAUCAUUCCAAAAUCAAUUGACCCUUUCCCUUUUAUAAAUUAUAUUACGACAUUUUCAUUCACUUUUCUAAUCUAUUUAAAACUUUAUUAAAUAAGUAUAUUAUAUCUCAAACAGUUAAUUAAUAAUCAAUUGGAUUAAAGUCUGCACGAUAUUCUUAUUCAUUUCCGUGAUAAAUAUAUUCAUAGGGAAAUUUUUUUUAUUGAUUAUUAACAAUUCUCUUUAAAAAAAAAAAAAAAAAAAACAAAAAAAAAACAAAAAAAGAAAUGAAAAAGUAAAAAUAAAAAUAAAAAGAAAAAGAAAAGAAAAACAAUAUUAUUACGAAUAUAUUAAGAAUAUUGUAAUACGAUUACGUUAGCACUACAACUCGAUUGUAGAUAAUGCAGAGAGUGAUAUGAACAGGUAAGCAAUAUUCAUACUACACAGAUUAUACAUCUUUUGACCUACUGUGACGAAGGUAUUUAAAAUUAUAUUCAGUACAAUAUAUGCAAGGUCGUGUAUGUGUGUUUGUGUGUGUCUGUAUACGACGAAACUUGACAGCUUUAUUAACUAUUAUUAUAAUAUGGGUUUAUUUGGUAAAACCCAAGAAAAAGAUCCAAAAGAAAUGGUCCAAGAGUGGACUCAUAAAUUAAGAAAAGAAGGUUAUAAUUUAGAUAGACAAGUUAGAGCAAUACAGAGAGAGGAAGAUAAAGUAAAACGUUCAUUGAAGGAAGCAGCUAAGAAGAACGAUAAAGAUGUUUGUAAAAUUCUUGCUAGAGAAAUUAUU